ACGAUGAUCUGUGUAUAUAAACUAGCUUCGAACAGCCCGCGAUAGAUUAGAAACUUCCAGAGAUUUCAGAGACUUGAAUUUGCAUUGAAGGGUCAACAGGAUGGGACACGCAAGAAAACUCGAAGACGACAAUCCUCCAUCGUCACCAUUAAACGAAACGCUCUUAAUAGCGACUAUGUGCAUCGUCGGAUUACAGGUUCAUGUUCACGUCAAGGACGGCUCGGUGUUUUCCGGAGUAUUCUACACAGCUUCCUUCGAGAACGGCUUUGGCAUUGUUUUGAAGAAUGCGAAAAUGACUAAGAAGGGGAAAAGUAAAGCGAAUGUUGCAAGCGGAAGUGUGGUGGAGACGCUUGUUAUUAUGUCUCCCAACAUUGUUCAAGUAGUUGCAGAGGGGGUCUCGCUUCCAUCAAGUGUUACUGGGAAUAGUGAGUGUGAGAUUGUCGGAUCAGCCAUGGAGACUUUACCUUCUAAGUCUCGUUUAUCUGCUGGAAAGAAAAAUGGUAUUGAAGGAAGGGGAAAUCAUCAUUGGAGACAGCCAGGAGCCAAUAUUUUGAAGCGUAAUGAACACAUUCCUGACGUUCAUCAGGAGGAUAUCCCAAGCUCAAGUCCUAGCUUGGAUAACAUGUCCGAACGAGUUAAACCAAUAAAAGAAGAUAUGUUGACGCCGGAACCUAUAAGUAAUGGUUUUCACGAUGCUGCUGAAAGACCCUCUUCCACUGACAAGUCAUCCUCACGAAGUGAAACUGUUGAUGAAACCUCAGAGUUGUGUCAGGGUAUCAAGGCAUCUUCUAAUGAACCAAUACCUAUCCAGGCCAUAAAAAAGGCUAAGGAGUUCAAGUUGAAUCCAGAGGCAAAGAAUUUUUCUCCAUCUUAUACAAAACGUCUUUCACCGUCUCCUGCUGCUAUGCCUGAUAUUCAAAACGUUGCUUAUAUACCAAGCAAUACUCCCAUGCUACCUGUUCCUGAACCUGUUUACCCAGAAGUUGGAAACAGCCCUUAUAUGCCCCAAACAUCCCCACAUUCCAAGUUUGUGCCAUAUGGUAAUUUGACUGCUGGAAAUACUGUCAGUGUAUUUCACUUUCCUCAGCACAUGAUUGGGCCUAUUGUUAAUAGGGCACAUCCGCAGGGAUUCACCUCUCCAUACCAAUCUGUUCAAGCAUCACCAAUGUUUGUAAAUCCAAAUCCUCAGGUAAUGGUUGCGAGAUCAGGCCAGCUUUAUCUCCAACCAGUUUCUCAGAAUCUGGUUCAAGCAACACCGCCUCUUCCACCUAUGCUAUCCCGUCCUCUACCACCCGCACAACAUGUCCAAUACCUGAAGCAUCAAGGUGUAGUUGCAGCUGGUCAGCCGAUGCAGCUAUGCGUUCCCCAACCAUUCACGACGGGUGGACUGCAACCGUACAGCGUCCCCGCCCAAUAUCCGGUUAUGCAGCCUCCUUUCCCGACGAAUCAGCCAAUGCACAUUGCAGUUCCUAAUGGCUUCUUUGGCACAAAGUUUCCAUAAUUAGAGUCUCCCUUUUUUUCUUUUCUUUUUUUUGGUUUCAUACCUUCAUUCUUUGCCUCUCCAUUCCAACCUAGUAAGGGUUUAUUGUUUGGUUCGUCUAUUACUAGUCAUUGAUUGAUUCAUUGGUUUAUCGAGUUGGAUUUGGGUAAAAAAACUGUUGUAAAAUGUGAAAAGUGAAAACAUUAUUUAUGAUUCUUUGGUUGACAUAAAUUGGCAAAAAAACAUUAUAGAUCCAUAUUUUGAGAGCUC
This is a messenger RNA of Brassica napus (rape), 1750 nucleotides long. RefSeq lists its product as uncharacterized. Lineage: Eukaryota; Viridiplantae; Streptophyta; Magnoliopsida; Brassicales; Brassicaceae. The transcript is spliced from 10 exons. The coding region runs from base 101 to 1501 and encodes 466 amino acids. Gene Ontology annotation, cellular component: cytoplasmic stress granule. Gene Ontology annotation, biological process: cytoplasmic stress granule assembly. Gene Ontology annotation, molecular function: RNA binding. The record is from RefSeq and is a predicted model, not a curated record.